AUGAAUUAUUACGAACCUGAACUUGGUGCCAAUGUGCUUCCAACAUUUUCCAGCAGUCCAAAACGAAGAAAGCAGUGUGUAACUAAAUCAAGUCUUAGCGCUCAGUCGUCGAGACACCCGCCUGUGUAUCAGUGCUUUUUACAACUGGGAAACGUUAAACAUCGCAUGCUGAGACUUCAAACGCAAAAAAGAGAAAACUUCCCUGCAUCAUUAUUUAGACAACCUGACGUAGAAGUUCCGAGUAAUUUCCCUCACUUCAUUCCCUCACGUGGUUGGAACAACAAAAAAAGUGUAGUAAAAAGCCGAGUUAAUAAAUGA
Molecule: messenger RNA, 318 nt
Organism: Clunio marinus
Lineage: Eukaryota; Metazoa; Arthropoda; Insecta; Diptera; Chironomidae
Source: the annotation of a GenBank genome assembly